Messenger RNA from Vitis riparia (riverbank grape), 860 nucleotides. Its product is annotated as 60S ribosomal protein L18a-like. Gene Ontology annotation, molecular function: structural constituent of ribosome. The transcript is spliced from 4 exons. Gene Ontology annotation, cellular component: ribosome; cytosolic large ribosomal subunit. The coding region runs from base 96 to 632 and encodes 178 amino acids. The record is from RefSeq and is a predicted model, not a curated record. NCBI's taxonomy places the organism in Eukaryota, Viridiplantae, Streptophyta, Magnoliopsida, Vitales, Vitaceae. Gene Ontology annotation, biological process: translation.
CCCUUAAGAAACCCUAGGCACGUCUCUUCUUCCUAUCACACCACACACCACACACACACAGAAGUAGCUUCUUCCCAAUCUCUCUCCCCUCCAGAAUGGUUACUUUCAGGUUUCACCAGUACCAGGUUGUGGGGAGAGCUCUCCCGUCGGAGAGCGAUGAGCAUCCGAAGAUCUACCGCAUGAAGCUCUGGGCCACGAAUGAGGUUCGCGCCAAAUCCAAGUUCUGGUAUUUUCUGAGGAAGCUUAAGAAAGUCAAGAAGAGCAAUGGUCAAGUGCUGGCAAUCAAUGAGAUUUUUGAGAAGAACCCAACCACAAUCAAGAAUUAUGGGAUUUGGUUGCGGUAUCAAAGUCGAACUGGUUAUCACAACAUGUACAAGGAAUACCGUGACACUACUCUGAAUGGUGCUGUUGAGCAAAUGUACGCUGAGAUGGCUUCCCGCCAUAGGGUUAGGUCUCCUUGCAUCCAAAUCAUCAAGACUGCAACCAUCCCAGCUAAGCUUUGCAAGAGGGAGAGCUCAAAACAAUUCCACAACUCCAAGAUCAAGUUCCCCCUGACCUUCAGGAAGGUCAGGCCACCAACCAGGAAGCUCAAGACCACCUACAAGGCAUCAAGACCCAACUUGUUUAUGUAAGUCUGGGUGAUCAUUUGUUGGAUGAGCUAUAAAGGUCGAUCUAAUUUUUUUGAAAUUUUGUUUUACUAUUCAGUAGAAACCUUCCUGCGUUUUGGAUCUUGUUUGUUGGAUAUUAUUUGGCUUGAUAACCUUUGCAUAUCAGACAGUCGAGGACCGUGAUCAAUGAGGGCCUUAAAAUCCCUGUUUUAUUUACUUUUUGAAAGUUUGAGUUAAUCCGGAUGUUUCCUA